Molecule: messenger RNA, 3633 nt
Organism: Lobosporangium transversale
Lineage: Eukaryota; Fungi; Mortierellomycota; Mortierellomycetes; Mortierellales; Mortierellaceae
Exons: 4
Coding region: 49-3633 (1194 amino acids)
Source: RefSeq, a predicted model, not a curated record
CUCGUUUGCUAGUGAGCGAUCAUCUUUGCCAUUCACUAGACGACCAAGAUGCAACAGCAACCGCCUCACCAUUUCCCGCAGCUUACGCCUCUGCAACAACAGCAACAACAGCAGUUUUUGCAACAGCAGCAGCAGCAGCAACUUUUACAGCAGCAACAAUACCAACAGCAGCAAAUGGCGCUACAGCAACAAAUGCGAUAUCAGCAGCAACAGUUGCAGCAGAGACAGAUCCAACAGCACCAGCAAAUGCUGCAACAGCAACAACGUGCGGCCAUGAAGAACCCAUCUCUAGAACAACAUCAACAGUUCCAGCAGCAGCAAUAUCAACUUCAGCAAAUGCAAAUGCAGCAACAGCAGCAACUACUUCAACAUCAACAGUUACAACAGCAACAGCUGCACCAGCAGAUGAUGGCACGUCCAAUGGGUCUUUUGCAACAACAAGCACAGCAGAUACCACAGCAGCCACAACAAGCACCGCAAUCAAUACCACUACAAAUGCAGAUGCAGAUGCAACCAACCCCUAUAUCAGGUCCGCAUCCAAUGCAAAAUAACUUAGUGCUCCAACAACAACAUCAACAGCAACAACGAAUGCUUGCACAGAUGCAACAGCAACAACAACAGCACUUGCAUCCCAGCCAUGCUAGUAAGCAGAGGCCAAACGGACUUUCAGGAGUACCAGGGAUGGCAGGUACUUCAGGAAUACAAAAUAUACCAGGGAUGACAGGCACUACAGGGAUACAAAGUAUUCCAGGAAUGCCAAGUGGUUCUGCGAUGCCAACCAUGCCAGCCAUGCCAACCAUGCCUGGAGUAUCAGGAGUGACGCCUGGAGUCGGGAAGGUCCCUGGUACAACAAGCAUGCCAGGUGUUCCAGGAAUGCAGACAAUGCCAGGACUUCCUGUUCGUCCAUCAAUAACGCCUCAUGGCACUCCUACGCCUAUGCCGCCUGCAAAGGAGUACGACAUAGAUAUCAACAUGGAGGUCGUUCAUGCACUUCUGGAUUUGAACAAAGAGUUAAUUUGCGUCUGUCUGGAUUAUCAAAAUAGUAAUCUGAUCAGUGAUCCUGAUUUCGCAAGGUAUCAAGCUCGCCUUCAGGCUAUGUUAUCGUACUUAGCCACAUGGACAGAGAUCAUCAAGGUGCUACCACUAACAAAAGAACCUCCAUCAAAGCCGGAUCUAUCACCACUUCCUCCAGCACGAUUUCCUUCUGCAGUACGUGCGAUGACAGCACUUCCGAAGGUGGCUAUCGCCUUUGCGGCAGCACAAAAGGCCUUGUUACAAAAGCAGGGGGAAUUGAAAAAAGAGGCUACAGAUACAGCGGUGAAAUCUGAAACAGAAACAUCACCAGCAUCUAGUAGCACAGGAGUAGUACCAAUCUCCGCUUCCGUAUCGUCUGUAACAAACGGAGUCGCAGUGAGCCCUGUGGUAUCAACCGCACCUAUUGUAGCUACAUCUGUUCCACAAAAGACAGCAAGUAAUGCAGGAUCACCCGCGUCGCCUGCUCCUUAUUGUGUAUCCAUAAUAGGGGAUCAAUCAGUUGCAACACCAUCACAACGACCACUACCUAAUAUGACCCCCCAACAGCAAGUGCAACAGACACAGUCGACACUAGAUAUGCCUACAAGUGUCAACUCUUCGACAGCCUCCUCGUCUACGCCGCAGCCCAGCAUAGUUACCCAACCUCCCUCUUCAUCAAUGCCUCCAGCGAUACCACAAAGCCCGACCAUUACCGAUACAUCCACAACCCCACAAACAUCAUCGACGGCAAAUAUGCAGUCCAGUGGAAUUCCAUCGUCCCCUGCAUCAACUUCAGCUGCUCCCAUGCCACCUACAGCUCUGGUAAUUAAUGCGGUUAAGGCUCAGACAGGCCCCAACUCUGUACAGUCAUCACCAUCUUUAGGUGGACUUGCGCACUUGAAGCAAGGAAGCAGCACAACCGGCAGUCCUGCAUUGGCUCAAGCGCAAAUCCAAUCACAGCCCCAGACACCACACUCGCCUUUAGGCAUUCACAAUCCCAAAUCACCGGCACCACAACCUCUUCUUCCACAACAAGUACAGUCUCUUCAACAAAACACUGCCGGAAGUAGGAACAGCUCCCCUAUUGUUUCAAACCAAACUCUCCCUCCUCAACGCGCUGGUGCAGGAUCAGCAACACCAUCACCAAAUGUGUCACAUGCAGCGAUUCAACAAGAUGCAGCCGGUCAACGAGUUGCAUCACCCACUACAACAUCUAUGGCGAGUCAAAUCGGAUCAUUAACCGCCCCGAUGUCAUUUACAGUACCAUUUCAAUCUCACACCCCAAGUCCUACGACAGUUCACGCACGACCUGCCAUGGCUCCCGGACAACAUGUAGCACAAGCCGCUCAGCACCAGCAACACCUAAUGGGCAUGGGCAUAGGCAUGGGCAUGAAUAUGAACAUGGGCAUGGGUAUGGGUAUGGGUAUGGGUGUUGGUGUACCCAUGGGUAUGCCUUUGAACGCCAUUGGCGCUACUUCUAUGAGCCAAAGCAUGCCGAUGUCAAUACCUAUGCAGGCACAGAUGCAGUUGCCCAUGUCCGGACCUAUGCAGGCACAGAUGCAGUUGCCCAUGUCCGGACCUAUGCAGCUCCCAUUGACUGGCAGACAUAUGCUGGGAGGCCAAGGAAGCGGUAUUCAGAUGCAACUAGGACCUCAUCAGCAGCAUCAAUUGAACAACAUACAUAUGCAUAUAAUGCAACCACAACACCACCAACAGCAACAGCAGCAGCAACAACAUCUUCAACAUCAACAAGGACUGCAGCAACAACAGCAGUUGCAAUUACAACAGCAGCAUUCUCGGAGCCGACAAAAUAGUCCCAUGAUGAGCCCUGGCGUAAACAGUCCCGCGGUCUUUAGUCCCACACCUGGGAUCAGUCAAAGUCAUAGCCCUAGUCACUCAGGAUCCAUUGAUCUAAAUCCUCGCAGUAAUCUGAUGUCAAGCAGUAGCCAACAAGGAUCACCGGCGCCCACGGCUUCCAGAGUGGCUGGAAUACAGUCACUUCCAGGAUCACGGUCAGGAUCUGUUGAUUUAUCACAACAACAACAACAACAGCUCCAGUCGCCUCAGCAGAUCCCAGGUUCAUUGACACCUGGGGGAACCUCGUUCAAUAGCGGCACUAGCAGCCAUCAGGCCAGUUUGCAAGGCAUGUCUACUGUUGGUCAUAUUAACAGUAGUGGUGGCGGCAAUAAUAACAAUAGCGAUAACCACAUUAACAACGACUCCAGUAGUAACAUCAACGGCAAUAAUAAUAGUAGCAAUAACAGCAACCGCAAUAUAAAUACAAAUUCCUCAGGAUUAGUGACUUCUUCAACUUCUAUGGGUGAGGAAGGCGAAGACCUGUUGAAUUUGGAUAUGGGGAUUGAGAUGGAGGUGAUGGAUAUGUCCAUGUACACUAAUGAGGACCCUAGUACCAGUGAUUCAGCCAACAAUGACGACGAAUCUAGCAGACUUGGAACGGAUAUGUCAGGAUCAUCUGUGGGAUAUGGAAAUAUUCAGGGCCAGGAUCAACAGAAUCAGCAGCACCAGCAGCAUCAGCAAGGUGGUCUCGAAAAUCUGGAAAUGGAAAGCAUGGUUAACGACGAUGAGGACGAUGUAAUGAGUGGAUUUUUAAACUUGUAG